AUGUCGACCGCAACUUCAAUCAUCAGCUCUGGCUCCGACAGGCUAGAUGCUUGGACUCGACGCUCACAGCCCAAAAUCGAGAUAAAUAUUGCAGGACAAAAGCCAGGACAUGUUAACUCUUAUACCACCGGAGAGAGUAUUGAUGGCAGUAUAACCGUCACCGUUGAGCAUGAGACUCGAUUUGAAGAGGUUGAGAUUGUGUUUGAAGGUGUAGCUCGAACGACGGUAGAACGGGCAUCAUGCCCUGGCCGCACCGGAUCACAACAGAUGUUUCUCAAAUUGCGCCAGCCUAUUGAUGAAAUGGAAUAUCCGACCCCUCGAGUCCUGGAGAGUGGCCGAUCAUAUGAAUACCCCUUCACAUUCGUCGUCCCGGACCGCCUGUUGCCCCAGGUCUGCAGUCACCCCAAGAAGAAUGUUCACCUUCAACGAUCCCACACCAUGCUUCCGCCAACAUUGGGUGAUCCCAUCCUUGCUAGUAAUGGCAAGACACUACUAGAUGACAUAGCUCCUAGCAUGUCGCAGAUCGCCUACACGGUUCGAGCGUCUGUUCUUCAGAAGCAACUCGUCGGCCCUGGAGUCGUGGCUAUCGCCGGAAUUGCCAAGAAAGUCCGUAUCAUCCCAACCGUCGAAGAAGAGCCCCCGGUGGAAAUUUCGGCCAGUCCAUCUCUCUGCACACGCAAAGAGAAGAGUGUCAAGCGUGGAACCUUUCGGGGCACAUUAGGACGCGUCGUCGCUUCAUCAUCCCAGCCCAAACCCAUUCAACUGCUUCCUCCAGACGGCGAGCCAACCGACACCGUGAGCACCGUGGCCACCGUAAACCUACGAUUCGAUCCAGUCGGCGACGAGCAACCUCCCCCACUCGGAACAAUGACCAGCAAACUCCGUGUGAGCACAUUCUUCAGCGCAGCCCCAUGGGAGGACUUCCCAUCCACGACCGGCAUGCCCUUCGCCCACAUCGGAUGCGGCCUCUACACAGAAAGCGUCCCUCUAUUAACCAUGUGUGUCGCAUCCGCCCAGUGGACAAAGCAAUCGACAGCCGCCGACACCAUGCGCCGCGACUCCACCGACUCAUCCUCCUCCGAUUCAUCAACCGGCCCGUCCUCCGCAUUCACCGGAGACACCUACUAUACCGCAUCAGUCGUCGUCCCCGUCACGCUGCCCAAGUCCAAAGCCUUCGUCCCAACUUUCCACUCCUGUCUGAUGUCUCGCAUCUACGCCCUCGAUCUCUCAUUGACAUACCACACCCCCGCAACCAACCUCAUGACACCGACAAUCUCCCUCCGUGUCCCCGUCCAGUUCACGAGCCAGCCAAAGUGCGCUGAACCCAUAAAGUCUCACCUCGGUGUCACGGUCACACAGCAAGAGCUAGAGGAGUUCUUCAACCCGCGCAAUGUGACUUCUCCCACCGACUUUUCCAAUACUCGUGGUGAUGUCGUGGUUGAUGUGGGCCUUGCCCCGCCGGAGUACUCGGAACGAUUGAGCACUCUGAGAGCCACUCGUUAA
Molecule: messenger RNA, 1503 nt
Organism: Penicillium verrucosum
Lineage: Eukaryota; Fungi; Ascomycota; Eurotiomycetes; Eurotiales; Aspergillaceae
Product: arrestin (or S-antigen), N-terminal domain protein
Exons: 2
Coding region: 1-1503 (500 amino acids)
Source: RefSeq, a predicted model, not a curated record